ACGUAAUUCUGGAAUGUGCUAGAGUGGGCGUGUUUAUUGCUACCUGUGGUAUUGCGUAUGACUAUGACGACACUAACUACGUCGUAAUAAACACCAAUCGGAUAUAAUUUACGACGAGUGUUGGCGAAGCAUCAUAUCGAAGAAGUUCGGUGAGGAAUCGACAUCGGAAACAAUCGUAAAGAAAAACACCACCAAAACUUGAAAUAGAUUGUAGCUCAAAUGAAUAGCGAAACCAAAAAAGACAAGUGCAGUUGCAAAGAACUUAAAGAGAAGUAUGAGCUUUGCGUCAAAGACAACGAACGUUUAGCUAAAAUAAUCCGAAAUUUACGACAAGAAAAUGAUAAUUUGAACUAUGAAUUCCGAAAUCAAACUUCGCGCCUUUUCGACAAGAGUUCGCAUACGGCCGGAGGGGAGGACAAACGUAAACAAAAAUACAAUGUUUUACUCGAAAUUAAUCAUGGCUGGAAAAACGAUUACGAACAAUUGGAAAUGCGGUUUAAAAUGGUUAAAAAAGAGAGAGAUUUACUUGUAGGAGAGAUAAAAAGUGUAAAAGCACGAAUUACCGAACUUGAACAGAGACAAAGUCCUUUAGAAGACGAAUUAGGACGAUUAGCUUCGACUCUGUACGCGCAGCAAAGUGUACAUAUUAAUUGCGGCAAAGACGAUGAGGAAGAAAAAUAUGAAAUGUUAAAGUCGCAAAUACUCGCUUAUAAAGAAGACUUUGACCGCGAGCGUAAAGACAGAGAAAAAUUACACGAUGAAAAGGAAAUGUACAAACAAAAGCUUGAGGACUCUGAGGAAAUUAUUAGACAUCUUACAGCAGAACUUGAUGCUUGCAAAGGACAUGAGAUUGCUCGCCCGGGUGGUUGGUCUGAAAAUGGCUUCCUUAGUGAGCGUACAACUAGUUCUCAGCCAAAUCUGUAUACGUAUUCAUAUAGGCCAGUUGAUCAGCAUUGGCGACUCGAGCAGCAAAGAAGGGGAAUUUAUCCUCGAAGGCCUUCUACUGCUAUGUUUUACGGGGGUGAUGUGGAAGUGGACGAGUUGCUAGCAUAGAAAGUGUGAUGCUUAGAUAUGCUACUGCAUCUGAAGUUGAACUAUGCGUAAAGUAUAAUUUCAUGAAUUUGAACUACACAAAUUAUCGCAUUGACGUAUAUUUAAUCAAUAGGCAACUAAAUGUAUAUAUAUUUACGACUUUUACGGAUUUCAUUUAUAAAAUAAUAUUUACAGUAUAUAUAAUUAUAAAUUGUAUCUAUAUAAAAUAAACUUAUUUAAAAAACUCACUAUUUAUGUAUAUGUAUUUAUUUAAAUCAUAAAUAAAACCGUUUUUUAUCGAAUGGA
Xenia sp. Carnegie-2017 is the source of this 1338-nucleotide messenger RNA. RefSeq names its product TNFAIP3-interacting protein 3-like. Lineage: Eukaryota; Metazoa; Cnidaria; Anthozoa; Malacalcyonacea; Xeniidae. Gene Ontology annotation, biological process: cellular response to lipopolysaccharide; regulation of transcription by RNA polymerase II. The record is from RefSeq and is a predicted model, not a curated record. The transcript has a single exon. The coding region runs from base 220 to 1053 and encodes 277 amino acids.